Molecule: messenger RNA, 590 nt
Organism: Raphanus sativus (radish)
Lineage: Eukaryota; Viridiplantae; Streptophyta; Magnoliopsida; Brassicales; Brassicaceae
Exons: 2
Coding region: 4-522 (172 amino acids)
Source: RefSeq, a predicted model, not a curated record
UUCAUGGCAGAAAAGCGGUUCGAAUAUAGAUACGCCACAGAGGAGGCUCUAGAAGAACUGAAGCAGAGAGAAUUUGCUGGAUGGAUGCUUACUUAUGUGUCUGCUGGUAUGGCCAGAGGUGAAACAUUUGAUGAUUGGAUACGCGAGAUGGUGCGUGGACCAAAGUAUGUUGUGAAGUCAUAUCCGAGAUUUUGUACUCGAGGAUAUGCAUUCACAACGCAAAAGAGGAGACGUUCGAGCACGACUUAUGAUGCUGGCGUUUGUUCUGCAUCAGGAGAUGAUGUAUACUACGGAAACAUACAAGAGAUUAUGGAAAUCAAGUAUCCGGGCAUGGUUGGAUUGCGUUGUACUGUUUUCUUUUGUGAUUGGUACGACAACACUCCAGAUCGAGGUGUGAGAACAGAUGCAUUUGGUGUUACAUCAGUACAUUCGAGGCGAAAGCUGCAAUAUUAUGAUCCUUUCAUUCUUGCUUCUCAGGCCGAUCAGGUAAUUAAAUAUACAUAUGUCAAUUAUUCAGAAUGAUUCAUCAUCAUGUGUAUUAUUCAAAUUAUUUUUAAAUGUUACAGGUUUGUUAUAUCAAGUAUCCCCGG